GAACCAUUUGAACAGCGCCGAACACAAACUCUGGCCUUGUCAUGUUUGGAUUCUCAGCUGCUGUGAGUGCUAAGUGCUGAGUGGUAGUACAACCCGACUACUUAUAUUUAAAAGGUCUCUUGAUUGUGUGAAAAGGUUUUCAGAUAUAUCUGUUGUCACGUCAUCAGAAGUUUAGGAUAGUUUGGUUUGACCAACAUUUACAUGCACCGUCUUGAAAUAAUUUGAGACGAAAUAUAUAUUGCGUUACGCUUCCAGAAUCCAUACAUCUUCAUUUAUCGGAAACAAGUCUUUAACUGGAGUUCCACCAUGCAUCUUUUCACGCAGAGUUCGAAGAAUGGAAUAAGCGUUUUGAAUUAUCAUCAGGUCACACUCAUUCCCAUCUUUUAGGUGGGUUCAUAGUAGGCUGUUUCAAGAAAAUCAGAUUAUCCCAUCCUCCUGCAUCCAUAAGCUUUCUCAGCACAUCUGAAAACAAGUGUGUUAUUGCACUGACUUAUUCUAUCCGGUCGAAUUUUACUCCAGUUUACAUCCGCCCCAUACCUGAACACAUUCUUCCCGACCAUGGGCCGCAAAUAUCCUUCGGAAACGCCUCGCAGUGCCAUGCGUGGCCAGUGUAAUGGAUCUAGUGUCUUGGUACAACGCACACAUAAAUCACCUUCAUUAGAGUGCAGUGCAGAUUGGUUUAAACAAGAAAUCAAAUGUCAAAUGGAACGAGGUGGUUUAUUUGAGGAUCCAUUUAUGCCUGCUACCGACUCAACUAUCAAAUCAGGAUCUGGAUCGAGUAAACAAAGUUACAGAUGGCUGAGACCUGUUGAACUUAGCAGGUGCCCACGUUUUGUUGCAGAUGGAGUUAGUCGCUUCGAUAUUAAACAAGGUGAACUUGGAAACUGUUGGGUUAUAGCUGCCUUGGCCUCAUUAUCAAUGUAUCCAGAAUUAUUUAAUCAAGUUGUCCCACCUGAUCAAUCAUUUGAAAAAUCAUCAAAAUAUCCGUAUGUGGGAAUGUUUUGGUUUCGAUUCUGGCAAUUCGGUGAUUGGUACGAUGUUGUUGUAGAUGAUCGUUUACCAACUCGUAAUGGACAUUUAGUAUUUAUGCAUUCCUCAGAUCCUAAUGAAUUUUGGUCAGCUUUAUUAGAGAAAGCCUAUGCUAAACUUGUGUCGUCUUAUGAUGCGCUUCGUGGUGGGUGUACAGCAGAAGCAAUGGAAGAUUUCACUGGUGGUCUUACAGAACUUGUUGAUUUAGGUGCGAAAGCUCCUACUAAUAUAUUCGGCAUUAUGGAACAUGCAUUGAAUCGUGCCUCUUUAAUGGCUUGUAGUAUUGAUGCUGAUCCACAUGAGAUUGAAGCGAAUGGUCCGUUAGGAUUAAUUCUUGGUCAUGCCUAUUCUGUAACCGAUAUACGACAGGUUCAUACUAAUUAUCAAUCUCAAAGUAUUCGUCUAAUCCGUCUACGUAAUCCAUGGGGUAACGAUCGUGAAUGGUCAGGUCCUUGGAGUGAUCAAUCUAGAGAAUGGAGAAAUAUUCCACCUGAUGAACGAAAACGAAUUGGUCUCACUUUUGAUGAAGAUGGUGAAUUUUGGAUGUCUUUCGAUGAUUUUGUACGUUAUUUCUCACGUCUUGAGUUAUGUCACCUUGGACCAGAAUCCAUAGCUUACAGUCCAGGUCCUGUCAACCGUCGUUGUGAUAAACGUCAAUGGGAAAUGAUAUGUGAAGAAGGUGAAUGGUUGCGUAAUUCAACUGCUGGAGGUUGUUCAAAUUUUCCCAAUACAUUUUACAUGAAUCCACAAUUUCAUGUUGAGGUUGUUGGUCCAGAUGAGUCAGAUACAGAUGGUAAUGGCACUCUUGUAGUUGGUUUGAUGCAGAAGGGAUUAAGAGAAAAACACAUUGAACCUCAUGUGAUUGGUUAUUCUGUAUUUCGGAUGCCUCCAUCUGCUCCAAACAAUCGACUGUUAGAUCGAAGGUUUUUUAUGACUAAUUCAUCUGUAGCUCGAUCACCAGUAUUUAUUAAUAUGCGUGAAGUUUGUGGUAGGCAUAAAUUAAAACCAGGCCAUUAUGUGAUUAUCCCGUGUACAUUUAAUCCAAAUGAAGAAGCUAAAUUUAUGCUGCGUAUAUUCUCUGAACGAGCAUGUGGUUCAAAUGAGUUAGACGACGAUACUCGGAUCACUUUUAUGGAUGGACCUGAUCACCCAAUUAGAACAGCUGAUGAUAAUUUAAUAGAGAAAUUGCAAGUUGUCUUCAAUAAAAUAGCUGGUCCAACUGGAGCAAUCACAUAUACUCAAUUACAAGAUAUAUUAAAUGAAGCAUUUACAAAAGACUUUCCAUUCGAUGGAUUUAGUCGAGAAACUGCUAGAAGUAUGAUGGCCUUAAUGGAUGCUGAUUUAAGCGGUGGUUUGGGCUUUGAUGAAUUCAAAAAGCUAUGGAUGGAACUACGCAUUUGGAAGACUAUUUUCAAAAAAUUCGAUGAAGGUCAUACUGGUAGCUUAGAAGCUUUCGAAUUAAGAAAUGUAAUGAGGACCAUCGGUUUUCAUGUCAGUAAUAUGAUUUUCAAGGCUAUUGCUUGUCGAUAUGCAAAUGAAAAAGGUCAAAUUUUAUUUGAUGAUUACAUUUUGUUAUUGAUCCGACUAUCCACUGUUUUCGAAACAUUCAAAGCACAAGAGCGCACUCGAGAUGGCCGAGCUGUCUUUGGAGCUGACGAUUUUAUUCGCUCAGUUAUAUAUAUUUAGAGACCCCAAUUAAACCGCCAUCAUAAUAAUAUUUGUGAAUACAGGCAUGUAUGAUACAUAUACACACAACAGAAGAAACCGGCUACUUAUAUGUGUAUACAACUCUUACAGAGAUGCCGACCGUGAUAAUUGGAUUAUUUUGCUAUUUGCUUUUUUUGUUUUGAUUUUGCAUGCUCAAAAGAAAACUUACAAUAUAUUUAUUAUCUUACAAAAUGUCAUUUAUACCUUUUGGCAUAGAAAACGCACUGGUUUGCUUUUAUUUACUUGAUUAUUAUUAACUAUGCUAUAAAUAGUUCUUAUUGAAAUUGUCAUAGAAGGUUGAAUCAACUGAGCCAGCAUAGUACUGUAACAGAUUUUAAUGAUGUUUUGUUCUCUGAGCUCGAUGGUUUGGUCGUGGAGCUUUUAUCGUUCUUCUGAACGACAUCACAAAGAACAGUGGUUGAUUUUACAAAUUCACCGACAUACAAUCUGGCGAAAUACUUAACUAGGAUACUUAAACGAUAUAGCAAAUUGAUUAAUCAUGGAAUUAAAAACAUCUAUUGAAUUCAAGAAUAAUAUCGAUAACACCUAUAUAGAAUAUGAUCAAUUAAUUAGGUAAACUGAACAUUGAAGAUGUAAUAUAUCCAUAGAUUGUUUUUUUUCAUUCACUGAUUCUACUAGUAUCCUACAACAAUCCACUGUCAUUUAAUUUUAGAGCAUUUUGAUCAAUAAUU
This is a messenger RNA of Schistosoma curassoni, 3428 nucleotides long. The record is from the annotation of a GenBank genome assembly. Lineage: Eukaryota; Metazoa; Platyhelminthes; Trematoda; Strigeidida; Schistosomatidae.